Mya arenaria is the source of this 2169-nucleotide messenger RNA. RefSeq lists its product as uncharacterized. The coding region runs from base 76 to 1911 and encodes 611 amino acids. The transcript is spliced from 10 exons. The record is from RefSeq and is a predicted model, not a curated record. Lineage: Eukaryota; Metazoa; Mollusca; Bivalvia; Myida; Myidae.
UCGUGUUUACGGACAUAGUGAAAGUGACAUAUAAGUGAUAGUUGUGCGCAGUUGUUCUUCAUUUGGACCAAAUCAAUGAUAUCAAAUAUGAAAAUGGACAUUUUUGUGUUACUGUUUUGGUUUGCCUUACCAUACUUUUGCAUCUUUGUCGAAGGUCAUCGCUAUUACGUUUCGGAACAGGAAACACAAUGGGGACACUGCAACUGCACCCUGACUCUCCCAACGCUUGAUUUCAAAGAGCUUGGUAUCUUUGCUGAAACAGAUCAUUAUGAAAAUUUGUCAUUGCCUGAAAAGGGUUUAUGGAUUGGUUUAUUCCAAGCUCAGCUCAGUUUUUCAUAUGUCGGUUGCUCUAAAAUGAAUAAUAGCGGCGCUCACAUCGUGCAAAAUAUAAGUGAGUGCAGAUGGAAGAGUCACUGCAAUACAUUUGCAAUAAGGAAAAUAGACAAUGAGGACAUCGAAUGCAAGUGUUUUGACAUUUCCGUUUUUGCUGGAGAAACGGAAUGCACAUCAACAUGCAUGUCAGCUUCAGCGGAUAAAUAUACAUGCGGCCAACAAGGACAACAAUAUUUCUCCGUGUACACAGUGGAAAACGUUCCGGUUUCACAGUGCCUAGAUCCCUGUUACACUGGAAAAACAAACUGCCUUGGAUAUAACAACAAACUACUUUCGUGGAUACCUUGCAAUGGAAGGUUGAAACGAAACAUUUAUUGCAGCGAUCAGCCUUUUUAUGCCACGGAUGCAAAACUUAAUGUGGUUAAUGCCGGGAACAAGUCCUGGGAAAGGGCUGGAGAAAAAUGCUUUGAACAAAACCACUAUCCAGCAACGUUCAGACACAUCGACUCUUCGAAAAUCUCAGAGGCAAAAUUGAAAAGGUUUCAAUGGACUGGAGUAAUCCGGAUAAAUUCGCUACUAAGAUUGGACGAAAAGACCACCACCUUUGAACCAAUACAGUAUGCAUAUGUCACACUGGAUGAUAUGAAAGUGAGGUUCGAAGACAAUGGCACGAUAAAAAGGAACAGUCUUUGUGAGACUCCUGAUUUGAUCAGAACAACUGUUGCUUCACCAGAUAUUCAUUCGACAUCAACAUCUAAACGUACGGAAAUGACAACACAAGAUAAGGCUAAGAGAGUUGAAACACAAAUUCCGACUACGGGGAUAUCUGCUGGCGUUUCAUCUGCCGUCGUUUUAGUGAUAUUAAUCGUCAUUAUCAUCCUACUGUGGAAGAGGGGAGCGCUAGGUUGUUUUAAGGGUGAUACAAAGACACAACCAAAUAAGGAAACUCCAGUGCAGUACAUAGAUACAGAGUUAACCGAGCCACAAACACGUGACCAUUCAAAGCCAUAUCAUAAUCAAGAUUAUUCUAUGAAUGAAGAAUUGCCAAUUUCGACUAAAAACAAUUAUUCAGGAAAACAACAAAGGAUGGACGAUAAUGUGGACGUUAACAAGGUGUUGAACACUGACAGAAAUCCACACAAAAAUCAACAAAUUGCUUAUGUACACAACAACACCAAUCACGCACUGGACGAAUAUGACCAUCUUAACCAAUCAGGCUUCCCAGACCACGUUAUUUCUCAACCAAUAAACGACUAUGACUCCACGACCACCGCAAUAGGUAACUCCCACGAGGAUACAUAUAACCAUUUGAAUGAACGUCCAAAUCAAAGACUGUAUACGGAGAAGAUCUACGGAGUACAGGACAAAAUCAAAACUACAGACAUCUAUAACCAACUGAAUGAACGACCCGAGCAGAAACACAUAAUGGAAGACAUGUAUGGACUGCAUGGCGAAUACGAAACCGAAAAUGAAUAUGAUAUUACCGUUGAUACACCAGUCAAGUGCAAAGACACAUCAGAGAAAGCUAAUAUUAUUAACUAUGACAUUAUAAACAUAAAUGGUAAAGAUACAAUGUAGUCGUAAUACAUAUCGUCUAAUGUCUUUUACAAAUUGUGUGCGACAUUGUGCUACAUCCAUGAAUUGUGACUACAAAAGCGGUUUCGUACAUGUACACGUUUAGUAUAACCUUGUUAACAAUGCAUAUCCUACUUGAAUAAAAAAACAGUUUCCUUGUGCAAACAAGUUAUCCAUAUCAAAAGUAUGCAUAUUUGCUAAUGUGUUAACCACAUGUUUGUCAGGCUUCAAUAUUUCGAGCAAACUUCAAACGUUUCAACA